AUCAGUUGGUUGGUGUUUGUAUCUCAUAUCCUGGACUGGUGCCCUUUGAUGUUCUGGUGCAAAAUGAGUUUCGGGGAAGCAGAGUGGUGACGUUCACAAAAUUACUGCAGAUCAGAGUGUAUAAUCUCACCAUUGUUAUUGAUAGAGAAUACAGCGGCUCUGUUACCGUCAAUGGUGAGCUGUGGAACCUUCCUCUUCAUCUUAUUGAAGGUCAGGUUUCUGUUUUCAGAAGUGGCUGGUCUGCUGUCGUUCAAACCUCUUUUGGUCUCAAAGUCACGUUUGAUUGGAACAGCUUUGCCACCGUCACCGUCCCCAGCACCUACAUGGGUGCCAUCUGUGGCCUCUGUGGAAACUACAAUGGAAUUCCAGAAGAUGAUCUGAUUGUCAGAGGAACAGCAUUACUUGCUUCAGGACCGAUAGAGUUCGGUGCCAGCUGGAGUGUAGCCGAGACCCCAGAAUGUGUCCAUGGCUGCACAGAGAGUUGUCAGGAUUGCGACCCGACCAGAAGGAGUGUUUAUGAGACGUCUGAUUUCUGCGGGCUGCUGCGAGACCAACAUGGACCUUUCAAGAACUGUCAAACUGUGCUAGACUAUGCUCCAUUUUUUGAGGAUUGCGUUUAUGAUGUCUGUUUGUAUAAUGGAAGGAGAGAUCUACUAUGCCAGGCCAUAACUGCAUAUGUGACUGCCUGUCAGGCAAUGGGUAGUACCAUCAGCCCCUGGAGAACUGCUGAAUUCUGUGGUGUUCAGUGUCCUGUCCACAGCCACUAUGAGCUCUGUGGCUCUGGCUGUGAAGUCACCUGUCAUAGUUUGGCUCCUCCCACUGGCUGUCGUAGCCCCUGUAUGGAGGGCUGUGUGUGUGACGACGGCUACAUCAGGAGUGGGGACCGCUGCGUCCCCUUCUCUCAGUGUGGGUGUCUCUAUGGCAACCGCUACUACUUCCUUUACCAACAGUUCUAUCCUGGCAAUAACUGUGAGGAGGUGUGCAUGUGUUUACCGGAUGGCCAGGUGGUCUGUAAAAGGUCAUCUUGUGGCCCCUAUGAGAGGUGUGAGUUGGUGGACGGCGUUCACAGAUGCAAGCCAGUCAGACAGGCCAUUUGUGAAGCUUCGGGAGACCCACACUAUGUGUCCUUUGAUGGGCUGCGCUUUGAUUUCCAGGGAACCUGUACCUACAUUCUCUCCCAAUCCUGUGGCCUGGAACGGACCAACCUGACCCAUUUCUCCAUCCAGGUGGAGAAUGAGAGAUGGUGGCCCAAUAGAUAUCAUAAAGUGUCUGUUACCCAGCAAGUGGCCUUAACAGUCUACGGCAGCACCAUCAUCUUAAGACAAAAUGAGCCCCAGAUCUUGGUCAAUGGGGUUUUGACUAACCUCCCUUAUAGUUCAAGCAGUUUAAAGGGCCCCUUGGUCCAGGCAUAUAAGGAAGGUAUUUACUACAUCAUCAAGACUGGCUUUGGUCUCUAUGUGACCUAUGACCUGUCUUACCACGUCACUGUUACCAUUCCUGACAACUACAGCAACAAGACCUGCGGACUCUGCGGCAACUUUGACGGCAUCCCUUCGAAUGACUUCCGUCUCCCAGAUGGCAAUAUAACACAGGACGUAAAUAUAUUCGGGAGAGCCUGGAAAGUCGAUGUCCCUGGAGUCAUGUGUGAGGAUGGCUGUGAAGGCGACACAUGUCUGGACUGUGAUCCUCGACUGAAAGCCAUCUUUGAGAAGCCUCCCUACUGUGGAGUUCUGGUUGAUCCCAAUGGGCCGUUUGCUGCCUGUCACGUUGUGCUGAACCCCUCAGUUUAUCUCAACGACUGUGUCUUUGACACCUGUGCAUCCGAAGGCAGCAUUAGGUUGGUUUGCGAUAGUGUGGCGAGAUAUGCUUUUAGUUGUCGCAGAGCCGGAGUCGUUAUCCAAAGAUGGAGGACAGACAAUUUCUGCCCAAUGUCAUGUCCAGCUCACAGUCACUAUGAACCGUGCACGGACGUCUGCUCUUCUGCCUGCCCUGGACUGACUACGAUAAUCCAGUGUCCUAAAACCUGCACAGAGGGUUGCGCUUGUGACGACGGCUAUAUGUUUGAUGGCCAGCAAUGCACUGAACAUCAGCAAUGUGGCUGCUAUCAGCAGGGACGCAAGUAUACGGCUGGGGAGGUGGUUUACCUGGACCAGUGUCAGCAGAAGUGUCAAUGUGAUCCAGUGAAUGGACUUACAUGUGAAAGAGCAAACUGUCCUAACGGCACACAGUGUUUCCUUAGAGCGGGAAAGUGGGGCUGCUUUUACCCAGAUCCAUGUCAAGAUCUCCACUGUCGAGAGAAAGAGACAUGCCGCUUUGAACACGGCAACGCUGUGUGUGUGCCCCAGUACAACAGCACAUGCUGGGCCUGGGGUGAUCCGCACUACCACACCUUUGAUGGCCAUGAGUAUAACUUCCAAGGCACCUGUAAAUACGUCUUGUCUAAGACCUGUGGGAAUCUGAGUGGACUGGUGCCCUUCUCUGUAACCCAGAGCAAUGAAAACCGUGGAAACCCUGAUGUGUCUUAUGUGCGAGAAGUGGAAGUUACUGUAUAUGGCAACACUUUUACCAUGGUGAACCACCAUACAGGACAGAUCAUGGUGGAUGGUUUGUGGUUUUAUCUUCCUUUUGAUCAUCAUGAUAGCCAAGUGAGGGUGAGACAGAGUGGCAAUGCUGCUCUGUUGGAAACUAACUUUGGUCUGCGUGUCGCUUACAUCUGGGGCUGGCGGGUUGAUCUGCAUCUGCCCAGUAGUUACUAUGGAGUUGUGUGUGGCCUGUGUGGAAAUUUCAACGGUAAUGGUGAAGAUGAGCGGAGAGACCCUGCUGGAGUCCUUCUGCCAAGUCUGUACCAGUGGGCAAAGAGCUGGACAGCAGAAGACAGCGUCACAUCUGCAUGUCACGAUGGCUGUGAGACCAACUGCCCUGUUUGCUCCAGUGACUUACUUGCCCUCUAUGAAACGUACACUUUCUGUGGUGUCCUGACAUCUACAGGCCAAAGUGUCUUUAGUGCAUGUCAUGCUAAAGUGAACCCAAAGGCGUUCCAGCAAAGCUGUGUGUAUGAUCUGUGCUUCAAUAACGGAGACCGAAGACUUCUCUGUCAGGCUCUGGAGACUUAUGUCGAUCUUUGUCGUCGAGAGGGUGUCAUUAUUACAGAUUGGAGAAGGAGAUUAAAUUGCUCUAUGAGCUGCCCGCCCAACAGUCAUUAUGAGGGCUGUGCGUCUCCAUGUCCAGCAACGUGUCCAUACCCAAAUCAACAGCCAAAUUGCACUGGUACCUGUGUGGAAGCCUGUGUGUGUGACAGUGGAUUUGUCCUCAGCGCUGGCACUUGUGUGCCCACCAGUCAAUGUGGCUGCUUUUAUGAAGGCGCCUACUACAAACAAGGCCAAACUUUCUGGGCUGAUGAGCGGUGUCAUCUGCUUUGCAAGUGUGACCGUAACUUAAGUGCAGUAGUGUGUCGUGAAUCUUCCUGUGCUGUCGGUGAGAGCUGCUCGAUUGUUAAUGGAAGUCGCAGUUGUCGGCCAGUGAGUCGCUCUGCAAUAUGCACAGGCUCAGUAGACCCACAUUACCGCACAUUUGACGGAUUCCAUUUUGACUUCCAGGGCACGUGUGUGUAUCAGUUGGCAGCCCUGUGCCUUUAUAAUGCGAGUCUUGUACCUUUUAAUGUGACUGUUAAGAAUGAUCAUCGUGGGAGCAGCGCAGUGAGCUUCACUAACACUGUCAAUGUGACUGUGAAUGGAUUCACCGUCACAUUGACCAGAGAACAUCCGUAUCAGUUACUGUUUGAUGGCCAGCUAGCAGAACUUCCCUUUUGGAUUCAAGAUGUGUUUGUAGUUGUCCGCAGUGGUAACAUUGCUAUUGUGAAGACAAACUUUGGUCUCCAGGUGACCUUUGACUGGUCCAAUGUGGUGAGCGUCACUUUGCCUUACAAUUACAGCAGUGCAGUCUGUGGACUUUGUGGAAACUUCAACGGUGUUAUUCAGGAUGACCUUGCAAUGCAUAAUGGUAUGAUGGCACCGAAUGCCAGUAGUCUGGGACAGAGCUGGCAGGUUGCUGCAACACCUGGCUGUUCCUCAGCUGGUUGCCUUGGUGCUGGAUGCUCAACCUGCACUGCGACCGAGAGGGAGAACGCCCAGCGCUACUGUGAGAUCAUCACAAACCAGACAGGGCCUUUCAGAGAAUGUCAUGCGCAGAUUGAUCCCAGAUCUUACCUAGAGGAUUGCAUAUUCGACACCUGCCACUUCCAAGGACAUCAGGUUGUUUUGUGUGACGCAGUGGCAGCCUACGCAUCUGCUUGUCAGAGUCAAAAUCUCACGGUUCACCCGUGGAGAAAUGCCACAUUCUGCACUCCGUCCUGCCCACCAAACAGCCACUACAACCCCUGUGCUCCAGGCUGUACUGAGACCUGUGUUAAUCUCUCUGUGCACAACUGCAGCAGACCCUGUGCUGAGGCCUGCCAGUGUGAUCGGGGUUACAUCCUGAGCGGCCAAACCUGUGUGCCACAAGCAGAAUGUGGUUGCUUCUAUCAGGGACGCUAUUAUAACAAAAACCAGAUAUUUUAUGCCCAUAAGCAAUGCUUAGAGCGCUGCAUGUGUGGGGGAAAUGGAAUUGUUUCCUGCCAGAAAUCAAGCUGUGGUCCAGGAGAAGCGUGCAGGGUUGUGAAUGGAGUAUUGGGAUGCCACCCUGUCAGUUAUGCAAGAUGUGUGGCUUCCGGUGACCCUCACUACAUUUCCUUUGAUGGCAGGAGGUUUGAUUUUCAAGGCGCAUGUGUUUAUACACUCGCUAAGGUAUGUGAUCGGGCUGAAGGACAGCUGAUGAAUUUUUCUGUGGACACACAGAAUGAGCAGAUGGCAAACAGAAAGGUUUCUGUCAUCAAGAACUUGACUGUUACUGUUUACAACCUGACAAUCAGCAUCAGACGAGGCGAACGCUGGAGAGUCAUCGUGAACAAUGGAUUUGUCACCCUCCCUUCAACCUUUGGCCAUCAAGUCACCAUUAACCAGGUUGGUCAAAAUGUCCAAGUGCAAACAGAUUUUGGCUUGAGAGUUCUGUAUGACGCCAGUUACCACGCAGAAGUCUAUGUACCCUCAAACUAUCAAGGUUCCAUGUGUGGACUUUGUGGAAACUACAAUGGCAAACCAGCAGAUGACUUCUUGCUGCCCAAUGGCACACAAAGCACCAGUGUCGAUGAAUUUGGACAGGCGUGGGCAUUGCCAGCAACUGAUGUUCAGUGCAGAGGUGUAAGUUCCCCGCAGCAGUGUGAUCAGACCAAAGCUGAGAGAUACCGCAGAGAUAAUGCCUGUGGCCUUAUGGCAGCUGUCACUGGUCCCUUCAGUGCCUGUCACGAUCAGCUGAAUCCUGAGCAACAUGUGAUUAACUGUGUAUUUGACAUGUGUGUUAUGGAUGGAGACAGAGCGAUACUUUGUGAAAAUCUUAAGGCUUAUGCCAUUACUUGCCAACAAACUGGGAUACAAAUCAUGCCAUGGAGAAAUAGUUCAUUCUGUCCGGUGGACUGUCCAGCUAACAGUCAUUAUGCACAAUGCUCUAAUAACUGUGUGAACACCUGUGCCAGCCUUAGUGGCUCCGUUAACAACUGCCCAGAUGUUUGCAUGGAAGGCUGUCAGUGUGAUGAAGGUUGGCUCUCAGAUGGUGAUGCGUGUGUGCCUGUGGGAGACUGUGGAUGUGUCCAUAAUGGCAAAUACCUAAAGGUUGGCGAAGUCUUAGUGACUGACACCUGCGACAUGAAGUGUGUCUGUCGUACUGCUGGGCUGCUGGAGUGUGUAAGACAAACCUGUGCCAGAGGAGGGAUCUGUGAAGUUCGGGGUGGCCAUCGAGAUUGUUACACUGAUCGAGGCCGCUGUGUAUUUGAUGCCAAUGACCAGUUGCAGUCCUUUGAUGGUGUGACGGGGAAAGUGGAGCGGCCGGGAGCCUUUCAAAUGGCUUUCUUAUGUGAUCAAGAGUCUCCUGACUGGUUCCGUGUGGUGUUGGAUGUACAUGCAUGUGCUAAGAAUGAUUCCGGUAAAGUGAUAAUGGUCCACAUCUUCUUCCAGAGCAUGAUCAUUACAGUCAACAAUCAGUGGCACAGCUGGGUGAAUGGAAAGAAGAUCUCGUAUCCCUUUAUGUCUAAAGAGGGGGUGUCAGUCUCAUAUACAAAUGAGGCUGUGAUCAUUGAGAAGGUGUCUACCAUGACAGUGACUUUCUCUGGCACUGGAGAGGUCGUGUUAUCCAUUAGCACAGUUUUGACAAACCAGGUUUGUGGAGCCUGUGGCAACUUUAAUGGAGUCACUGCAGAUGAUAUGAUGACGUCUAAUGGGAGAAACUCCACAAUGAUGUCUCUUGUUGCAUCAUCCUGGAAUGCUGAAGACUUCUUUACAUGUGAUGUGUAACAAAACUGGGAGGAAGAUAUUGCUACUAAAGGUGAUUUUUAUCUAAUAGAGGAAUUGUAAAUUGUAUUUAAUUGCACAUUGGGGUUUAGCAUGAAGCUUUGGUGUAAGAUGAAAGAUUUCUGCAUACAUACUCAGUAUGUUUU
Molecule: messenger RNA, 6523 nt
Organism: Carassius carassius (crucian carp)
Lineage: Eukaryota; Metazoa; Chordata; Actinopteri; Cypriniformes; Cyprinidae
Product: IgGFc-binding protein
Exons: 17
Coding region: 324-6380 (2018 amino acids)
Molecular function (GO): protein binding
Source: RefSeq, a predicted model, not a curated record